Rotaria socialis is the source of this 345-nucleotide messenger RNA. The record is from the annotation of a GenBank genome assembly. NCBI's taxonomy places the organism in Eukaryota, Metazoa, Rotifera, Eurotatoria, Philodinida, Philodinidae.
AUGAAAGAACGAUGUUUACCAUCGAAUCAUUCUGAAUUAGCUGUAUCCUAUUGUAAUAUUAGUCGGACUCAUUUAGCUCGGAAACAUUACGAUGAAGCCAUUAUUUAUUAUACCCAGAUUGAUCAAAACGGACUCGUUUACGGUCUGUUUAUCAACGGUAAACGAUGUCUAAACGGUCAAGUCUAUCGAGCAAAAGAAAAAGAAAGUCAGCUAGCAUUGAAACAUUUUCAAAAAGCUAUUGAUAUUUAUGCGAAAAGUUUACCACGUAAACAUCCAUAUAUUGGUCUAUCGUUAAUGUAUAUUGGAGAUAUUUUAUGUGAUCAAGAUGAUGUACAAAAUGCGUAG